AUGAACUCGACCACCACUAGAAUCUCCACCAACUACAUGCUCCAAUCAACCGACGGAAAAUCCACGUGGAUCAGUGAAGACGCCGUGAAGCACUGUCAAAACGUCAGGCGCGCCAUCGAAACCACACGCCAGACCGCCAUCCAAGUCAACGCCGCUGACGCCGAGCUGAAACAGAUUGUUCGUUUUUGUGAGCACUAUAAAGAUGGGUACACCCUCUACCAGCCACUCACCCAAUGGGACCAACAGUUCUUCUGCAUGGAGGACUCAGAGAUGAUGGAUCUGUUGAUGGCGGCGACGGAGCUUUUUGUGGCGCCAAUUAUGAAUAUUUGCUUCCAAACACUCAAGAACAAGACUCGUCAGAUGACACUCGAGGAGAAACUCAAAGCCUGCGGAUUGUGCUACAGUAUCCUAUCUAAAGAUGGUCAGAUGUUCGAACUCACUGAGAACGCUGCUAAGCUAUCGGGCUUUAUAUCUUCGUACAAAUCUACAAAUGGAAUUUAUCUCAACAACAAGGCCAACCCGAUUCUCUUGGAUGUCAUGGCCGCUCCACUGAGCAUUAUCUUGAAAUGGUGUGAGCAACACAAGAUGGAGAAAUCUGUAGUGAUGACUGCUUGGGAUAAGGAGUUGUUGACAAUGGGGAUGCCGGAAUUGACACAAGUGUUGUGUGCUGCCAAUGCGUUGGAUAUUAAGGGAGGACUCGUUAAUAUGGUAAUAGAGAUGAUGGGACAAGCAGUUUGUGGAUGA
Molecule: messenger RNA, 744 nt
Organism: Caenorhabditis remanei
Lineage: Eukaryota; Metazoa; Nematoda; Chromadorea; Rhabditida; Rhabditidae
Exons: 1
Coding region: 1-744 (247 amino acids)
Biological process (GO): SCF-dependent proteasomal ubiquitin-dependent protein catabolic process
Cellular component (GO): nucleus; cytoplasm
Molecular function (GO): cullin family protein binding
Source: RefSeq, a predicted model, not a curated record